Messenger RNA from Orbilia oligospora ATCC 24927, 3135 nucleotides. RefSeq lists its product as uncharacterized. Gene Ontology annotation, biological process: DNA replication checkpoint signaling; DNA repair; replication fork arrest. The record is from RefSeq and is a predicted model, not a curated record. Gene Ontology annotation, cellular component: replication fork protection complex. The coding region runs from base 1 to 3135 and encodes 1044 amino acids. NCBI's taxonomy places the organism in Eukaryota, Fungi, Ascomycota, Orbiliomycetes, Orbiliales, Orbiliaceae. The transcript is spliced from 12 exons. Gene Ontology annotation, molecular function: DNA binding.
AUGGAUAUUACGGGGCAACCCUCUCAAAAAAGCAGUGCUGAUGGUGUGGAUCCGAUACUCCGUAGUCACAUCUAUGGCCUUGUUUCAGCUCUUGGUGGACCGUCACCGGACGACCCUAACACCUACAUUCUUGGCGACGAUGUCUUUGGCUGCCUCCGUGAUAUCAAACGGUGGCUGAAAGGCUAUGAUGAGAAGCUUGAUCGGCUCGAUGUUGCGCGGUGUCUUUCCGAAGCUAAUCUUGUCGUCGACCUUAUGGAGAUACUUUCCCACACCUCGACCAAGGGCAUUUCCACACUGAACCACCCAAACAAAAUCGGUCUUGCUUGCGUCGAACUUCUUGUGCCACUGACCUGGCCACUCAACAAGACCGAGCUCUCUAUGACUGUUAAUCACCAUCGGCAUUUAGCAGUCUUGCGACGAUCCCAAGCGUACUACAAGAAAAAUAUAUUGACGCACCAAUCGGGGUGCAUAUUGAAGGCUUGCUGUGUCAAUGCACUCCCUCCUAUGGCCGUGGCUCUGCCAGAGCGAACUCCUCGGGACGAGGGAAUCAUCAGACUGGUCCUUUACUUAAUCAGGAAUCUGUUACAGAUUGAAGAACUCGAGCUUGAAAACGACAAUGUCUGGAAUGAGAUUUCUAAAAGCUCGACAAUUGAAGCUUUCGAUGGGCAAGGAAUCUUCGACCUCCUUCUUUCGAUAAUAUCGGGUGUACCAGAACUGUUCCAGCAGCAAGAUGUGAUCGUCGUGGAAAUCUUAUUCCACUUACUUCUUGGGGUUGAUAUGCGACAGUUUGUGACUUCAGCGCCCGAUGCUGGGGUGAUGAAGACUCUGGAUCCAUUAGCACAUAUCUUGAAAACCGAAACGCCCUCGGCGGGAUUGAAAGCACAAUCUAGGCACACUAGAUUUGGUACGACGGUAGUGCUCAAAAAUGAGGAUGGCCAAAACAAAGUUGUUACCGGUCAUAGCGCUUUAUUAGCUGAAAGCACGGGGCUACGGAAGCUGGACGACGCAAAAAAAUGGCGAAAACCGCAGCAUAACGUGAACAAAAAGCAUACUAUAAACGAGGGACUAGUAAGCCCACUUCGUUUAGCUGACUAUCAAGAAGCCCUCUUCCAGAAUGUUAGAAAAGCCAUCGAAAGGGAUUCUAAAAGAAUCCUUGGUAAUACUCAUAUUGCUCAACUGUUUUUUGUCGGUGGUUCUUUGAUGGAGUUUGGGCGAGGUAUGAAACAGGGUGGGGCCAUGCUAGGAGACCCAAGAACGCUGAGAUCGAGGGAGUUCUCGACACUGCUUCAACCCGAAACAUUCAUCAUUUUGUUCCGACAUAUUCGGGAAGGCUUAGAGUCAAAGUCGUGGGAUUACGUACAAUCCGGUUGUCAUUAUUUUACGCAAGCCUUGCUUGUGGUUUCCGAAAUGAUGCAUUCCCAAGAUCACGACGAAAAAUCUCUUGCUGAGAAUAUCUUUAACCGAUUAUUCUAUGAGGAGACGUUGCAUGACUUGAUGAUAGCUGUUCUACGUUCUGGGCGUAAGCAAACUGUAGAGUAUCUGGAUAUUUUAACACAGAUGAUCCAUGUGUACCUUAGGUGCCUAGAAAGGUACUGUAAAAGCAAUUCUGGCCUCAUUGUUAAAUCGAAGCGGGCAUCAAAAUCGCAUUCUGGCGAAAUUGAAGCGUUCAGCGAUUCGGAAUCAGACACCAAAAUGCCUGACCGAAAACAAGCCGAAAAGUCAUUCAAUUUCCAACAAUAUGAGAGUAAAUUUCUCUCCCCGGCCUCGCUUGAACCUUUCCUAGAUUUACUUAGUCACUACAGAGAACUCGGCUGGCCACAAAUAAAGCGGUGUAUCGGCUUUUUACACCGUGUUUUUGUGAAAAGAGGGGCCACUGUAGGGCUUUUUCAUCUCAAAGCCAUAUACAUACUUCAAGCCGUAGCUAGAGACACCAAGGGUUCACAAGGCUAUACCGAGAUUGCUGGGUUUGUUCGAUUCUUCAGUAAACAUCUUGUCCGUAAACUCAGCGAAUAUCCGGUGUUGUUCGUGGAAAUACUAUUCCAGAAGUCUCAAAGAAUCGGCUAUUUUAUUGAACACGGUGAGGAUAGGAGCCGCUGCAAUCGAGAGCUACCGCCCUCCCUUACGAUUGAACUUGAAGAGGGCUUGGACAAAGAAAAGCGAAUAGCAGUUGCUGUUUGGCUUGUCUCGCAGGAUGAUGUAUGUUGCAAACAAUUUGGUUGGGUGGAAAGGGUGCUGUACUGUGUGGUUGAGGAACGUCGGGGCUGGGAGACAAAGGAUUCAUCGGUACAUCCUAACAAAGGUCCUGGUGACCUGAGAAAACUUUGCCCGAUUGCUGUCAAGUUUGAAGGCGACACCCAUACCCAGCUGCACUUUUCAAGCAAUAAGUUGCAACUCUUGAUGAAGGUUCUCGAUUUCGAACCCGAAGGAUCCCAUCCACAGGAAUUCUGCUAUGUGUUACCCGAUACAGUUUCCUUUCAGACACUUCAAGAAAGUAUUACGACAUUUUUGCGGUAUAUGAAGUCGCCGAUAUCAGAAUUUGGGGAUGGGAAGGCGUUGGUUGAUUGUUUUACGAUGAAACGGAAAAAAAUUGAAUUAAAAUCCUCGGAUUCAAGUGGCGAAUGGAAAAAAGAUUCCGCAAGCGAAGCAUUUGAACCCGAAUUUCCUGACAACCUCAAAGCUAGAAAAUCGCGAAGUACGAAAGGGCCAGAGGUGAGAUUGGCGAAAAAGAUGAACAUGGACGAAAACGAGGCACACCGCCGACGCGAGGAACAUAAACUUAAGGAAAGGGAAAGGAGGCGGGGGAUCAAAAGUGGGCUGUAUAUUGGGUCUUCGGAUGAUGAUUCCGAUUAUGAAAGAGAUCAAGAGUUUUUUGAAAAGGAGCGAGUUCUACGGGAGGCUAUGAGCAAGGCAACGCUCCAUGCAGACGGAAAUGGACAACCCGACAUGCCCUUGGCUCGCCAGAAGCGAUCAAUACUGGACGAGACGGCGAGGGAGUCAAAGAGAUUAAAAACGAAGUUCAAUAGUGAUGGUAGUGACAGUGGUAAUAACAGUGGUAAUGGUGGUGGUAAUGAUAGCAGUAACGAUAUUGGUAGAGAUAGCAGUGAGAGUGGUAAUGAUAGUGGUGGUAGUGAAUGA